Molecule: messenger RNA, 714 nt
Organism: Eimeria maxima
Lineage: Eukaryota; Apicomplexa; Conoidasida; Eucoccidiorida; Eimeriidae
Product: Mannitol-1-phosphate dehydrogenase, related
Exons: 4
Coding region: 1-714 (237 amino acids)
Source: RefSeq, a predicted model, not a curated record
AUGGCGUCACAAGACGCAGACUGCUGCUGCCUCUUAGGCAGACCAAUCUUUGAAUAUCUUGAUCAUCCUGCCAUCUUCAAAUUCAGAAAGGACUAUCAGCGGCACCGUUUAGGUUAUGCAAAAGGUGCAAAAGGAGAAGUAGGCGAAGCAUUACGCGAGGUGCAGCAGGAGCCCCACCAGCAGCAACAGCAGCAGCAGGAGCAGCAGGAGCAGCAGGAGCAGCAGGAGCAGCAGCAGCAGCAGCAAGAGGAGGAGGAGGAAUAUUUAUCUCCUUUUUAUUCCCCUAUACAUAAAGAUGAAAUUCUUCUAAGACAAAUUGCACAAUGGAGAAUUGCAUACCAACGAUUCAGGAUGGGAGCUGCAAGAGGAGCAGCAGGAGAUCUUGAAGAAAUCGCUAGAGGACUCAGUCUGAAGGCAUUAAAGUUAUUGCCUGUAGUUCAAUUAGCGGAGGUAUUAAAGAGAGACAAAGAAUCCCGACGUCUACAGCAGCAGCAGGAGGAGGAGCAGCAGCAGCAGCAGGAGGAGCAGCAGGACCAGCAGCAGCAACAGCAACUGCAACAGCAGCAGCAGCAACAGCAGCAGCAGCAGCAGCAAGUACCUACACCGCAUAUACACUACGGAGGAGGGAAGCUAGGCUUAGGUCUUGUAUUAAAGGCAAUGAUUAAUGCUAAUAUUCAUGAUCUUAUUAUUAUACAAAGAUAUUCAGGUGUAUAG